Verticillium dahliae VdLs.17 is the source of this 1557-nucleotide messenger RNA. RefSeq lists its product as uncharacterized. Gene Ontology annotation, molecular function: protein binding. NCBI's taxonomy places the organism in Eukaryota, Fungi, Ascomycota, Sordariomycetes, Glomerellales, Plectosphaerellaceae. The record is from RefSeq and is a predicted model, not a curated record. Gene Ontology annotation, biological process: regulation of gene expression. The transcript has 6 exons. Bases 1 to 1557 code for a protein of 518 amino acids. Gene Ontology annotation, cellular component: nucleus.
AUGGCCCAAGGCUUGGACAUAAUCUUCGCAGAGUUGGGGAUCUCGCAAUACCUGGAUAUCUUUGUCGAACAAGGCUUCGAUACCUGGGCAACAAUCCUUGACGUCACAGAGUCGGAUCUUGAUGUAUUGGGAGUGAAGCUCGGUCACCGAAGGAAACUCCAAAGGCGUAUCGCGAAUUCGAGAGGCCUUGCACCUGAAGCCUCGCUCGUAUCCCCAGUUCGAGCCAGCAGCGAGGACACGAAGCCCGAGAACCCGAACCCCGAACCAGCCAGGCAAGAAACGAAGGAUACGACUGUCGUCACCAAGCGUAAAUAUCGGCGGCACCCGAAAGCGGACGACAACGCUCCGGGAAGGCCGCCUUCUGCCUAUGUACUGUUCUCCAACAAAAUGCGUGAUGAUCUGAAGGGUCGAAACCUGACGUUCACAAAAAUCGCCAAGUUGGUAGGCGAGAAGUGGCAAAGCCUGUCGCAUAUAGAAAAAGAGCCUGUCGAGACGCAGGCGCUGAACGCAAAGGAGAAGUAUAACCAAGACUUGGCCGAAUAUAAAAAGACGAACGAGUUCAAGAAGUACUUACAUUACCUGCAUGACUUCAAGCAGAAGCAACUUCACCGAACUCAAGCUGUCAAAAAUGGCACGAAGCACAAGGGCAGCAGUGCCAGUGCAACCCCUGGAGGCAGUGGCGCUGGCCGCGACAGUGACAGCGUCGUCCGUGGCGAUGCUCCUUUGGCUCGGAAGCAGAGGGUUGGCUCGGUGACGUCGAUGCCGGAUUAUCCAUUCGCGGCUGCUACGUCCUUCUCGCACCAACAUUCGAUCGAAGAGCCGGUACACUCACCCGCCAGCACAGCCUUUGAAUUGGAGAGGUCGCCUAUAAUGUUGUCGGGUAGUCCUCAUGGCUCGCAAUGGCGGACACGAAGCCUGACGUGGUCUGACGCGCAAGCCAGUCCAGAGAACGGGGUGCCGCCACACCUGCCUUCACUGCCGGAUGUGUUCAAUGAUGGUCGUAUGGCUGGCGUAGCAAGGACGUCGGACAACCCUGCGUUUGGCGGAUACAUGCCGAGCCAGACCUCAAUGGCACGCCAUUCCCAAACGAUGCCGCUGCUGAAGCACAAAAUGUCGUCAAACUCGGGGUUCUCCUACAAUAGGACCCCGAGUGACGCCUCGCUGCCGAUCCACGCGCUGCUGUCGUCAAGCAGGUCGGGAUCAUCCCCCCCGUUCGAAUCAUACUCGAUGCCGUUUUACGGGCAACAGACGACAUCCGAUCAAACGCUGCCGUUUCCUGCCACAACCCCGAUCUCUGGUGCCACGGGUGUUGUGUCUGGUAGGCCGACAGCGUACAGUUGGCCCGAGCCGUGGACCAAUGUCAUCUCAGAACGUCGACCACCUCCUCCAUUGACCAAAAAUUCAUCCUCAGGCUCGUCGAGGACUACUGAUGUGUCGACGACGACAUCCAUCAGCGUUCAUGAUAGUGCUGGUACUUCGGCGAAGGCAGAUGCCAACCUGGACGGAAUGAAUGCACUCCUCAGAGCAGGAGAAAUUGUGGGCCGUCGUGAAGGUUAA